AUGGCUCAGGUCGUCCGCAGGCUUGUCAGCGGCCAGAAGAAGCGUUUCGAGAGCCAUGGCUUCGACCUGGACCUGGCGUACAUCGCGCCGCGGCUCGUGGCGAUGGGCCUCCCCGCAACAGGCAGCGAGGGCCUCUACCGCAACCCGCUCGCCGAGACGGCGCGCUUCCUCACGCGCUUCCACGGCGGCCGCUGCAAGGUCUGGAACCUCUGCAGCGAGCGGCUGUACGACCCCUCCAAGAUAGACGCCCCCGUGGUGCAGGGCCGCUUCGCGUUCGACGACCACCAGGUUCCUCCCCUGGCAAUGGCUCAGCUCUUCUGCUCAGAGGCCGCCGCCUGGCUGGAGGCGCACCCGGAGAACGUGUGCGUCGUGCACUGCAAGGCGGGCAAGGGCCGCACAGGCCUCAUGAUCUGCUGCCUUAUGCUGCACCUGCACCUGCACAACCCAGACUUGGCGAACUUCUCAGAGCGUGCCCGCGCCGCCGCCGCCGCCGCCGCCGCCGCUGCCUGCUGA
Monoraphidium neglectum is the source of this 513-nucleotide messenger RNA. RefSeq lists its product as hypothetical. Gene Ontology annotation, biological process: protein dephosphorylation. The transcript is spliced from 5 exons. NCBI's taxonomy places the organism in Eukaryota, Viridiplantae, Chlorophyta, Chlorophyceae, Sphaeropleales, Selenastraceae. The record is from RefSeq and is a predicted model, not a curated record. Gene Ontology annotation, cellular component: cytosol. Gene Ontology annotation, molecular function: phosphatidylinositol-3,4,5-trisphosphate 3-phosphatase activity; protein tyrosine phosphatase activity. Bases 1 to 513 code for a protein of 170 amino acids.